GGCAUUUCGUUGUUUUCACUUCCUUCCAUACCAGCUUAUUCUUAACUUCCAUCGUCGCUUUCGAAAAACCCAAUUGCUAUUCCAACUUGCAUGCCGGAAAUAUGCCGAGUCAUUGAAGAGGCCAAGUUUACUGCUCGAGAGCAGCGAGCGGCCAAAAACAAACCCCAACCAUGGAUCGUUCUCAAGCUCAUGGUGUUUAUUACGACUGGCAUAAUGGGCUACGCUGGAUAUGUUUAUAUUGGGAGGUUUUGUGUUGAGAUAAUCAAAGGAAGGAGGAAUGGUGCUUCGAAAGGGACCGGGAUUGCGCUUCUGACAGUGUUCUGUUUGCUACUCCUCUGGAUGCUUUGGGCUUAUGCGAUGGUCGUUCUUACAGCUCCAGGUUUCGCCAGAGAUCACGUACCUCAAUGUCCACCACCAGUCCCACCGCCGCCUAUUCGACCAUCUUACACUCAUCCUCCCGAAAACGGAGUUCAUGAUCAAGACGAUCACAGUUUUCGCGGUCACCCUUAUGAACAAAUGUACCUUGUCAAUGAUGCUCACGACCCUCAUAAUGCCGGCGUCACAGACGCCUUUCCGCGACUGGAUCCCGAAGUAUCCUUGCCAACUAAUAACUCUUUUGGCCCCUCUGCAAAAGACGCCAGAGCGUAUAACGAUUUACAGCGAGCAGCGAGUAAAAGAGUGACGAGGCGACCUCCUACAACACCUGUGCUCGCUCCGGAAUAUCGGUACUGCUCGAGAUGUUUGCUGCUCAAACCUUAUAGGGCGCAUCAUUGCCGUGUGUGUGGGACGUGCGUUCUCAAAUACGAUCAUCAUUGUCCAUGGAUCGGUCAAUGUGUAGGAGCCCGAAAUCAAAAAUAUUUCGUUAACUUCAACCUCGCUACCGCGAUGUUCACGUCAUACACGCUCUCAACUUUCGUUGUAUACACCGUACGGUCUUCUAACAAUAAUGAAGAUCUCGACCCUCAACAAAUUCUCGUCACCGCCCUCUCCGGGCUGUUUUUCAUAUUCACGAUCACCCUUUUCCUUUCCCACAUACGCAUGCUUGCACUCUCACUCACUACCGUCGAAUCGCUGAAACAAGAAUCGAUGAAAGAUCGGGAAGACCAUAUGCUUGCAGAUGUGUUCGGAUUUUGGGAAGUGAGGAGUAAACGGAGAGUGAAGGCUGAAUGGGAUAAGGAAUGGGGACGGAUUGAUAGGGAGGGAAAUAUGUGGUGGGCCGGGAGUAAUUUGCAAGGAUGGGAAGAGACAAUGGGUAGUGCGAAGAGGACUCAGGAGAACCCUUUGGGAUGGCUCAGCUGGAUCUUACCGUUCAGGAUCAAUAGGAGGAACUACGCAGAGACAGGAAUGAGUUAUCAACUCAAUCCAAGAUUUGAUAAAGAAGGAAGGUGGAGGAGAAGGAGUGAGUGGCCGGAGGAUUUACGGUAACACCUGGACUUUUUUUGGAUUAUUUUCUUUUUCAGCUUCGAGAUGUAGCAAGUAACGUGUAACGUUGUACUGUCCGCAUAAGUUAUCUACUGUUGAUGCGUUGGUAUUCUUCUUGUUCGGUUUGGAUACCCAUCUGGACCAAUUAAGGACAUGUGCCAAUUCAUGUCGGAG
Messenger RNA from Lentinula edodes (shiitake mushroom), 1596 nucleotides. Its product is annotated as DHHC palmitoyltransferase-domain-containing protein. Lineage: Eukaryota; Fungi; Basidiomycota; Agaricomycetes; Agaricales; Omphalotaceae. The record is from RefSeq and is a predicted model, not a curated record. The transcript has 6 exons. Gene Ontology annotation, molecular function: protein-cysteine S-palmitoyltransferase activity. The coding region runs from base 91 to 1425 and encodes 444 amino acids. Gene Ontology annotation, cellular component: Golgi apparatus; endoplasmic reticulum. Gene Ontology annotation, biological process: peptidyl-L-cysteine S-palmitoylation; protein targeting to membrane.